Molecule: messenger RNA, 2027 nt
Organism: Calidris pugnax (ruff)
Lineage: Eukaryota; Metazoa; Chordata; Aves; Charadriiformes; Scolopacidae
Product: F-box only protein 5-like
Exons: 4
Coding region: 1-1224 (407 amino acids)
Biological process (GO): regulation of mitotic nuclear division; negative regulation of meiotic nuclear division
Cellular component (GO): nucleus
Molecular function (GO): protein binding
Source: RefSeq, a predicted model, not a curated record
AUGAAACCAAACCUUAACCCCUCUUUCAAAAUGAAAUGCGAUUUUGAUUGUACGUCUCUUCCUGCUGGGUUUGCACCACUGAAGUCUACUGUGGAGAAAACAAGACUGGAAGAAUCCUGCUCCUUGAAUUGUAAGGAAGACUUUUGUAAAAGCUGUGCUGAAGAGCAUCAGAAAAUACUCCUUAGUGACUCAUACCAUGCGGCCACCAGAAAUCUAGACCUUGAAGAUGAAGGAAGACCUAUACACAACAAAGAAAACAAACAACUAACCCAGACACUUGAUGAAGGUAUCUAUGAAAUGGAGGCACUGGAAAACAGUAAAUUUAAUGAGGACAGUGGUUAUUCCUCUAUGUUAAGUAACCAAUACGCUGAUGCAGUAGAACAUGACGAUAGUAUACCUUUGGCUGGGAAUCUCUGUGACACACCAAAGCAUUGUUUCAAGAACCAAAACCAAGCACAGUUUUCAAAGAAGACUUUGUUGCCGGUAAUCCAUUAUGAAGAAAUGAUUUGCUCAACUUUGAAAAAAAAUGGGAAAAGAAAUCUCAAGUCUUGGGCUGUGGUAGACAGAAUUGUUUUUAGAGGAAAGGUUGAACUUUGUAACCUAAUUGGAAAGAAAAUGGGAUUAGACACGAUAGACAUUCUUGCUGAACUCUUCCAAAAGAACCUGAAGCAUAUAUUAGCAAACAUCUUAAGGCAUCUCGGUGAGAUGGAUUUAGUAAAUUUUGCCAAGGUCAGCACAACAUGGCAGAAGAUUCUACAGGAAGAUAAAUGUAUUUUCCAAAUAUAUAGUAAAGCUGUGAAAAACCUUUCUAAUGGCGCUAAGGCAUCAGAACAUGUUGCAACAAGGGAAUAUGUUCUCUACCGAGCGGCUCUAGCUUCCAUUCAGAAAGCAACCCCUCCAAAAAACUUGAGUAAAAAAGGCACCAGAUCCAAAGCAUCUAAGAAUCACAGCAGGCUCAUGGAGUUUUCUGAGGCUGCCAAGACCUUGAAAAACACCGAAAGCCUUAAAGUCUGCCAUCGCUGUGGCUCACCUGCAAAGUACGACUCCUACCUACACAGAGCCACCUGCAGUCGUGAAAGUUGUGGAUUAGACUUUUGCACAAAGUGCCUGUGCAGCUACCACAGCUCCAGUGACUGUACAAAUAGCAAACCAGUGAAACCCAGCUCCAAUCUAGGGCCUCUUCCUGGGACUAAGAAAAGCAAACAGAAUCAACGGAGGUUGUGAUCCAUCCAUCCAUCCAUCCCAGUACAGAUACUCAGGUGUCCCAUAACAGUUUUUUUUAGGGUAUGAACUUAUUCACAAAGAAAAUCAACAACGACAAAAACCACUUUCUGCUAUUCUAUAUUUAAAAAAAAAACGGGUUCAUUUUAUUAUUUCUCUGUACUAUUUGGUCAUGUUCAAAUUCCUAGGAAUCAUCACAAAUUAAGCAUUUUAAAAAAGCCUUACUAACCUCUAAAUUUAAAAAUUCUGGAUAUGGAUUCUGAUAACUUUUUAAAUAUUUUCCUGACAAUUUGUCUAUUGUCUUCCAGUCUUCAAAGCACUCCACAAUGAUAUUUAAUGAAAGAAAAAAGUUUUGCCACGUAGCCUUCCAUGUGUAACCCUAGCAAUUCUUGAAUGCCAGAAUGGGGAUGCGUAAAUUGUGUUUUAUUUAAAUAUUUACUCAUGUUCAAAAGUCUUUUAAAAGCAUUUAUAGUGAGGAUGCCAAUUGAGAUUAGUGAAUUUUAUGAUAAUCUUUUUUCAGGGCUUUGCCUUAAUUUUAAAUGUGAAAGUUCAUAAUACCAUUUUCUCUGAUGGUUUACCUAAUAGGAAUCUGAAAUUGUUGCCCUUGCUUCAUUUCUUCAUUCAGAAACUGCAGGUUUUCCUUGAGCUUAGGUGAAACCCUUUCCAAUUUAAAAAAAGUACUGUAUCUUGACUAAAAAAAAUACUUUGUCAGUGUUUUCCAAAUAGUAGGAUUUUUAAUAUUUGUAUAUAUUUGUAAAUACUACUUUAAAUAUUAUUCAUGUGUGUCUUGUAAAUGUGAAAAUAAA